Aspergillus puulaauensis is the source of this 1326-nucleotide messenger RNA. RefSeq lists its product as uncharacterized. Gene Ontology annotation, molecular function: phosphatidate phosphatase activity. Gene Ontology annotation, biological process: phospholipid metabolic process. Bases 1 to 1326 code for a protein of 441 amino acids. The transcript has 5 exons. Lineage: Eukaryota; Fungi; Ascomycota; Eurotiomycetes; Eurotiales; Aspergillaceae. The record is from RefSeq and is a predicted model, not a curated record.
AUGGUGAUGGACCGUCUGCCCACCAAACUCCCCUUCUCGAAGCGCCGACUGCGGCCGCGAGUGAUCAUUUCAUAUAUCAUCGACUAUGUCAUCCUUGUCGGCCUUGUCGUCGGUUUCUACAUCGUCGAUAGCCUCGAGCCAUACCACCAGCGCUUUUCAUUAAACAAUAUCUCCCUUCAGUAUCCAUACGCCGACCCCGAACGGAUAUCGAUUUUUGCAGCCGUCGCUUGUUCGGGGGGAGCUCCGCUCGUUAUAAUUGCUCUCUACACACUGUUCGUUGACGGGCUAUUCUCGCAUAGCAAACCGAUUAAAACGAAUGGGAAGAGGAAGUUUACAGGGCCAUACCGAUUCAAGGAUCGGCUGUGGGAGUUCAACUGCGGGUUUCUCGGUCUUGUCUUAUCCCAGGCGCUGGCUUUUGUCAUUACCCAAGCCCUGAAGACUGCUUGCGGCAAGCCCAGGCCGGAUGUCAUUGCUCGAUGCCAGCCUAGGCCUGGUAGCGCGGACGGGGUGCCCUAUGGACUGUCGGAUUAUAGUAUAUGCACUGGGGAUCCUCAUAUCCUGAAAGAUGGCUUCCGGUCAUGGCCUUCAGGACAUAGUAGCUCUUCGUUCGCGGGUCUCUUCUAUCUAUCACUUUGGAUCGGCGGCAAGUUGCAUAUCAUGGACAACAAGGGCGAAGUCUGGAAGAUGUUCUUGGUCAUGUUUCCCUGCCUCGGCGCGACCCUGAUCGCCGUAUCUCGAAUUAUGGACGCGCGACACCACCCGUUCGACGUGAUCACCGGAUCGCUACUAGGUAUAGUCUGCGCCUCCAUCUCCUACCGGCAAUACUUCCCAUCCCUCUCCGAACCUUGGAAGAAGGGCAGAGCCCACCCGAUUCGGUCUUGGGGCACCGAGCCAGUAUAUCCAGGUGCGUACGGUCCGACGGAUAGCACCGCCGCGCUUCGGAACCCUGAAGACGAUCGGAUGCACGAGCCCGCGCCAUCUGUGGUCCCGGAAUCCGCCCCGCCUCCCCAAACAUACCCGCCGCUUAACCCGUACGCUCCAAGUGUAUACUCUCGCCCAGCGCGCGAAGACACCUGGUCAUCCUCGAGCGAAGAAGAUGUCGCGAACGGAUUCGAAAUGCGGCCGGGCUAUACCAGGGCUGCUAACCCGGCUCUUCCCACAUAUGAGCCUGCGAUGGCAUAUCAAUCUCAGACGAUGCCAACGAGCAGCCCCAGUCCAGGACCAGGCCCGGCCCAGGGAGCUCUGUAUCCGGGGAUGGCCAUUAGUCCGCCUCCUGGGGUUGCAAUAACUCCCCCGCCCCCUGGAACGCGACCGCAUGAAACCUAA